AUGUUGGAAAUAAUAGUACGUGUAUUUAUGAACGAUUAUCUCAUUUCAGGCAACCCAAACGACAAGAUUCUAUACGGCCGGCCCAACAAACGGCGUAGUGCCUCUUUCCCCGCACCGCGCUCGCUCGACCGGAGACACUCCCUUCGAAUAUUCGGUUCGUCGAGCAAAUACUUGCAGCGAUGUGCAUCUACCCGCAGCCUACACCACAAACAUGCGAACACGACAGACAGCUCUUCAUCCACUGACUACCCGCCUAGCGUAGAAUCUGCGUCGCCUAAGAAAGUGUCGUUGCUCUCCCGCUUAUUCAGACGAAGCGGCCGCAGCAAACAGACCCGCGCAAUGAGCACAUUUUCUGCACAGUUCCCGCCCACGGAAUGGUUCAAUUCCAAAGCGGUUCAUCUGCAUUGCGUCGCCACACAGACUGACUCUAAGGAGUCACUGCAGAGUCAAACAUCGUUCAUGUCGUCGUACUACGACGGAUCGGAGAUAAGCAAUCGGUCAUCGACAUUGCCCAGAAGGCACAAACGGCACCUGUCCACAGAGUCUGGUCUAGCAGGCUCCUUGCACUACGACCAUUCUCCCAUACGACAGUCCAGUCCCAGUUCUGGUAGCCUUCCCAGAUCCUCGCUCAGCAGGAGCUCAACGAAUAAAACCAUUCUGGAUCACUUCGGUUCACCUCAAAGGAGCAGCGAUCCGAAGUUGAGGGACAGUCCCAACGGAAGUUUACGAAGGGUAGAUUAUUCAGACCACGUCAUGUCUACCAGCGGUCCAUCGAGUUUGGAGAGCACGACGACGCAUCGGACGCCAAGGAAAGAUAGCAGAAACGCACACUCUGAUCAAAAUUCCCCAAUGAAGCGCUGCUACAACAGCGGUAGCAGCGGUCACUCCAGUCUAGAAUCGCACAUAUCUGAUCGCACUUUAAAACCUGCACCUAGUCACGCUAAUGGAGCACCAGGGCUUAGUAGAGCGCAAUCGCUCGUGAAAGUUCAAAGCUUGCAGAGUUCUCCAAAGAGCCUCCAUAAGUAUAGAACUAAACCUCCAAUCGUCGGAGGUGAAACUAUAAAAAAUGGCACUUCACCGAUGACGUCUCCAAAAAACUGUCCCAAUACUCCCAAAAAAACUGCGACCCCUUUACAUAACAAAAAUCUUGGAUCUAAAUUAGAAAACCCUACAACCGCUAUGCUAGCGAGUUCCAACUCAAACAACUCCAUUACGCUUAAGGUAACAACGAAUACAAUACAUCAAAACGGCGGUACAAAUACGAAAGUUUUCGUUCAAAAUUCACCCGUACGAUCGGUUAUUACAUUCGAAAAUGGUAAAGUUACGGAAACAAGUAAUGGAAGUAACAUUUACAUUAUUAACGACGACAGGCAAGUAGUGUCUGUACAAAAUGGUAUUUCAAAUUCAACAGCAAAGAACCCGACCGAAACAUCCUUUGAUGUAAAUGGUGAAAAUAACAAACAAAAGUACAAAGAAGCGGAGCCAAUUAAAGUACAAGAAAAUAAAUUUAACAAAAACUCGAUGAAUGAAGCGAAUAUGAAUAAUAAUCGAAAACUGUCACUACAAAUCGGCAGCGGCACGAAUAACAAUAGUUUCGUUUACAAAAAUCAAUUGAAUAACACUAAUGAUAUAGCAUCAAAUCCCGCUUCACCAGCCAUACACAAUAACAUACACAACAUUGAAGCAACGCCUAACAGCAACCCCACGACACCUACAAAAAGCUAUGAUAACAUCAUCGGUUCACUAGGAAGCCUGAGAUAUCAAAAAAACUCCUUAUCAUCAGCUAAUGGUGGCAUGCAAACGAAUAUUAACUCGAAUAGCGAACUGAAAAGUGUUGAUUUAUUGAAGAAAGCAGCUGCUUUACAAAUGUUGAAUGGCCUUCCAAACAACAGAAUGAGUUCAGAGUCGAUCGCAAAUCUAUUAACGAAAGGAAUCGAUACGAAACCAACGGUUUUAGGAUCGGAACCGAACCUAGCUUUAAAGAACCAGGAGUCGCUGAAAGACAAUACGUCGUCUGAAAAAAUAAAUUGCAUAGAAAAUAAACAAAAACGGUACAGUUUAAGCCAAGAUGGCAAAAAGGAUAAUCAGGAUUUUUACAAUUUUCCUAGUCUAAGUGACUUGAGCUUUAACUUUACGAGUUUAGCCGCGCAGAAGAUAUUGAAAGGAGUCAGUAUAAAUAGUGUCGAUACUUUAGUGGAACUAAAUAUGGCCGCCAAUACGGACAAACCAAACAACCGUGACGUCACGCCGGUAUGCACAGAUUUUGGCCUUGUAUAG
Messenger RNA from Pieris macdunnoughi, 2277 nucleotides. The record is from the annotation of a GenBank genome assembly. NCBI's taxonomy places the organism in Eukaryota, Metazoa, Arthropoda, Insecta, Lepidoptera, Pieridae.